Molecule: messenger RNA, 2499 nt
Organism: Closterium sp. Naga37s-1
Lineage: Eukaryota; Viridiplantae; Streptophyta; Zygnematophyceae; Desmidiales; Closteriaceae
Source: the annotation of a GenBank genome assembly
AUGAUUGUCAUGUACGGGUUUCAACGCGUGCUGGCAGAUUGGGAUCAUGCGUUGCAGAACCGCUUGACUGUUGUCCGUGCCGCCAAGACGAAGUCGCUGAAGUCCAUGCGGGACAGGAUCGUCAGGCACGCGUGUGAACUGGCCGUCGACAUCGUGUUGACCGAGCCCGGCGUGGGCCAAACUUCGGGCGCUCGCGCAACUGCUGUCCAUGCGGCCCUCCCUGCGGACAGCGCAGCCGAUACCGGUCGGGGCCCAACGGUAUCCCCACCCGCGAGUAAGACACUUGUUGGCGAAAACGCGGAAAUCGUUACCGAGGUUGCGGGUGAUUAUUCCGCGGGAGCCAACAGGGAGGCCGGUGCCGCAGAAAAAGGCAAAGAUGUUUCCGCGGGAACCGUGGGAAAUGCCCUCGCCACGAACAAGGCCAGUCCACCCCGCGUACAGGAAGUGAGAAGGGAGGUGGCCGGGCGACCUGGUGGCAGUGAUGAUGUCGGAAAGGGGCCGCGCAAGAGUGGCAACCGUUCGUUUGAGGAGCUGUCUAUUUUGCCUCACCUCACGCUUGUGCACGAGGUAAUGCGUCUCGAGGCCGACGUCCGUCGGGUUAAGGACAUGGCCAAGACGCAGGAAAGGCAGUUGGCACAGCAGCGCGAGAAGUUGUCCGAGCUGAUGGGUUGGGUGUCGGAGAACCAAGAGGCCUUUGAGCGCGGGAUGUUAACCAUGAGCCGCAUCGAGGCCCGCCUCGACGAAUCGGACAAGCGCGGGCGCGCUGAUGUUGCUGACGUGGUCCAGGAGAUCCGUGUGGAGAGGGCGAAUGCGAUGUCGCAAAGGGAGACGUCAGCACUCACACUUGCACGUAUUGAGGCGAUUGUGGCGGAUCUGAAAACCCUUGUGCCUUCCGCGAUCAACGAUGUCGGUGAGCGGACCCGCACGGAGGUUUGGCACAAGCUGGUCGACCUCGAAGACUCUGUGGCGCGGGCUGCGGAGCGUGGUGCGGGCGCGGGGGCUAUGAUCCUGAGGGCAGUUAUGGGGAACAUCGGGGGAAACGCUGGGCCGAUUGCCACGCAAAUGAAUUCCGCGGGUCGGGAUCCCAAACUCGGAGCCGGUGCAGCGGGUGACGAGUGCCUGCCGCAGAUGCUUGCGGGCGGUGGUGAGCCAGUGCGUCACGAAAAGCGCUCUGUUCCUCAGAGUGCCGAGGGCGAGGCUUCCAACCGAGCGAACAAGGUGAAGAGUGCUGCUGGUAUGACUACUGCUGGGCCGAAACUGGCCGCUCCUGCGGUUGCUGCUUCAAAGGACGCUAUUGUUGCUUUUGGAAUGCUGGCGAGUGCGGCGGCGGGCACGAGUGAGGGCGCGGACGAAUCCGUUGGCGACGAGGAGGCCGAGGCGAGGGAUGCGCGGAGGAAGUAUCUUGAGGCGCGAGCAGCGGCGAAAGGUGCUGGUCGUGGGGCUGAGGGGGGGGGCUCUAAGAGUGCCGAGAUAAUUCAGACGCCGAUGGUCGGUGUCCGUGUUAUUCCGGGCCAAAAAAACCCCUUCGCGGUUGAGCUUCAUCAUGGUGGCGAGCGCUUCUACCUCGGCACGUUUCCACGGGCAGGCCCCGCGCGCUAUCUGUCCGCGGUGGCACAGACCGUGUGGCACGACCGCGUGCAGAAGUCUGAGUUGGUGCUCACGGAUCAGGAGGAGGAGGAAUGGACUCUCGAUCUCGAUCUCGCCCGAAAGAUGACCGCGGGGCUUUACGCUGUUAUUUUCAUCAGGAAAUUGGCCGCGAAUCACAAGAGGAUGUUGAACAUUUUCAAGACAACUCGCGGAUUCUUGGACUCGAAGGGGAAGCCCACGGUCGAGUCCGCGAUUUGUGCUGCAAUUGGCCUUGAAGCCGCGGAUGACGAAACGGGGGUGAAAGGGAAAGCUCAGAAGGCGCUCUACGCGGGCGCGUUGGCGUUCGGAUGUGCAGCCGUGUGGAGCUUGACCUCGGCUUACACUCGCGGGAGCACGACGGGUGGGUCGAAAACGCCCUUCGAAGGGGUUACCGCGGAGCAUCGUUCUGCUGCGCUUCAGAGUGCCACGGCCGCUGCAAAGCUGUGUGGCGCGACCGCGGAUAAUCUGUCUGGAAUGAAAGCUUGCUGGGCAGACGUGUACGCGACAAUUCGGAAACGUCAAGGUGCUCAGAUGCUGUCCGCGGCUUCCGUUGAGAAGAGUGUGCUGAGUGUAUACACGGAUCCGGAAGACAAUACAGUCCCUGUUUGCGUGCCCCUGUUUGUCGAAGUCGCCGCCAACUGGAACUACGAUGGAUCUGCGUGGCCAUCCUCGAAAGGCGUGGGCCUUUACCUCGACUGCGAAAAAGCCCGGCAGGCAGCGAAAAAGAGGGGGAUGCGUGGGAAAGGAAAGAAAGGGGACGCGGCCGAGAAGAUUGUGAGGAAGGGCGAUGAGGCAGAGCACGAUGACGAGGACGACGACGAAAAUGACCCGAUUUUGUUGGGCGGCUACGAAAGCAACGAGGAGUUGGCCUGA